This is a messenger RNA of Mya arenaria, 6071 nucleotides long. RefSeq names its product 5'-3' exoribonuclease 1-like. Gene Ontology annotation, cellular component: nucleus. The coding region runs from base 66 to 4694 and encodes 1542 amino acids. NCBI's taxonomy places the organism in Eukaryota, Metazoa, Mollusca, Bivalvia, Myida, Myidae. The record is from RefSeq and is a predicted model, not a curated record. Gene Ontology annotation, molecular function: 5'-3' RNA exonuclease activity; RNA binding. The transcript has 35 exons. Gene Ontology annotation, biological process: nuclear-transcribed mRNA catabolic process; rRNA catabolic process.
CAGAAACUCGUAUUGUGUUUUAACCUUCAUAAGUGAAUUAUAUAAAUUAAUGAUCUGACAAGAUAAUGGGAGUUCUGAAAUUUUACCAAUGGAUAUCGGAAAGAUAUCCGUGUCUGUCAGAAGUUGUACGAGAGUUUCAGCUUCCUGAGUUUGACAAUCUAUAUCUGGAUAUGAAUGGCAUCAUUCACGUUUGCUCCCAUCCCGAAGAUAACAACCCUCACUUUCGCAUCACUAAGGAGAAAAUCUUCGCCGCUAUCACGUACUACCUUGAGUUUCUGUUCCGAAUGAUCAAGCCACAGAAGGUGUGUUUCAUCGCGGUGGAUGGUGUCGCUCCAAAGGCCAAGAUGAAUCAUCAGCGGGGAAACAGUUUUAGGAAAGCACGGGAAGCUGAAGAACUAGAGAAGCGUGCACGGGAAAAGGGCGAGGUCCUGCCGACGGAGAAACGCUUUAAUCCCAGCUGUAUAAAACCAGGUACAGAAUUCAUGGUUCAACUACAGGAGCAGCUGAAAUACUUUGUUGUGAAGAAAGUGAGCCAAGACCCGCUGUGGAAGGGUGUACGGGUCUAUCUGUCCGGGCAUGAGACCCCAGGUGAGGGUGAACACAAGAUCAUGGACUUUAUCCGGACGGAGAGGGCCGAUCCCAACUACGACCCCAACACCCGACACUGCCUGUACGGGCUCGAUGCUGAUCUCAUAAUGUUAGGCCUGGCCACGCACGAGCCCCAUUUUUCUCUGCUGAGAGAGGAGGUCCGUUUUGAAGGCAAGUCCAAGCAAAGAUCUUCCAAAAGACCUCAGACACCAGAGGAGACGACCUUUCAACUCCUGCAUCUAUCCCUGUUUCGCGAGUAUCUCGACAUUGAAUUUUCCGACCUCAAGGGACGGUUGAAAGAAUUUGAGUACAACCUUGAGAAUGUGAUAGACGAUUGGGUUCUGAUGGGCUUCCUGGUUGGGAACGAUUUCAUACCCCAUCUUCCCAACCUCCACAUUAACCAAGAUGCCCUACCCCUCCUAUGGAAGACAUACAUCGAGGUUUUACCAGAAUGUGGCGGUUAUAUAAACAACGGAGGCAAAUUGAACCUUGAGAGAUUUGAAAAAUACCUAACAGCUUUGUCAAAGUUUGACUUUGAAACAUUAUCCGAACAAGCUGGAGACAUUAAGCGGUUUCAAGGGAAGAAAGCAGGGGCCAGUGCCGAGCAGUCCGAGGUUUUAUCAGCGGCCAGGAAACUUGGCAAAAACCAGCAAAAGUCUGUGGAACGUCUUCAUGCAGGGAACCAGUUUGCCCUGAAUACUUUGAAUAGGGAGGAAGUGAAGGAUGAGGAGCUGGGAAACGAACUCAUACCAAGGCUCGAUGAUUAUUCAGAAGACCAAGACACUGAAGAUUACUCAGAGGAGGACAUCUUGGAUGAUGAGUUCCGGCGCCACAAACGCCACUAUUACAUGACCAAACUGGAGUAUAAGAACGUCACGCCUGAGGUACUGCGUGACCAGGCUGAAGGCUAUGUGAGGGGAAUACAGUGGAUCCUGCUCUACUACUAUCAAGGGGUCCAAUCUUGGAGCUGGUUUUACCCACACCACUACGCGCCCUACAUGAGCGACGUGAAGGACUUUGUAAACAUGGAUUUGACCUUUGACAUUGGCACACCCUUCAAUCCAUUUGAGCAGCUGAUGGCCGUGUUGCCUGUCGCUAGUAAAGAACUGUUGCCUGUACCUUACCAGAACUUGAUGACUAACGCCACAUCGCCAGUGAUCGAGUUCUAUCCGCUGGACUUUGAGACGGAUCUGAACGGUAAACAAAAGGACUGGGAGGCUGUUGUGCUCAUAACCUUCAUCGAUGAGCGCCGACUGCUGGAGGCAAUACGGUCCGUGUGUGAUCUGCUCACCCCAGAUGAAAAGGCCCGUAACAGUCAUGGGCCACAUCUGCUGUAUGAAUAUGUAGAGGAGCCCGGAGAACCCUAUCCCUCCAUACUGCCCGAAGCGUUCCCUGAUAUAGCUAUCAACCACGCCAGGUUAACCAAGGUGCAUCAAGAUGACCACCAUAUUGACCCUGCCCGGCUCAAGAUGGGCAUACUGCCCGGGGCCAGGCUGGACGUGUUUUUCCCAGGAUUCCCAACACUAAGACAUAUACCACAUAGGGCCGAGUUGAGCAAAGAAGGUGUGAAAGUGUUCCAAGCCAACAGCCGAGGCUUCAACACAAUGUUACAUAUCAAGGCCUCAGAAUCAGUGCCGUCGAUUGACCAGAUUGCCCAGGAAUAUCUGGGUCGUGAGAUUUAUGUCAGCUGGCCGCACCUGUAUGAGGCUAAAGUUGUGGCCGUCUGUGACGACAAAUACAGCUUCAGCCAAGUAAAUGAUGGCGCAAAGGGAAGUAAACCUAAAAUACACAGUGACACCUCCGAUGACAACAUGACUAACAUCUGGUACAAGGAGAAAGACACCAUAGCUGAGAGGUACCAUGAUCGACUGGGUGUGGUGAUUGGACAGACUCACAUAUUGCUACGGGCCCUGCCCAUGACAGGCAGAAAGUACAUUCUUGGUUCCCAUGGACGAACCACCAUGGAGAAACAGUUUGGGGUCCAUCCUGUCGCGUUUGCUCUCCAGGCAACUGUCAAGGACAUAGCAGUACAUGAGCCCGGCUUCUGUCAGUUUACAACUCUGUCAGAGUACAUGCCAGAAAAGGCUGAGGUGUUCAUGUUGGGCUGGCCCCACUACGGCUGUCAGGGGGAGGUGUUGGACACUGACAUGCAAAGCGGACAUGUGAGAAUCAACCUCUCCAUCCUGGAGGAGCCCAGCCUGGCGCAUAUUGUUAACAACAUGAAGGACUUUGACAUCCAGUAUGUCUCUGCCUUUGUGGGGGCUCAGAAACUGGGAAUCAGCAGUAACCUGUUGUCCCGACUUACAGGGACCAUCUUUGUUACUGUGGGCUGCGAGGAGGUUGCCAAGGAACAAAUGAACCCUUACAGGAUAAAUGUUGGUUUGAACCUAAAGUUUACGACGAGACAAGAGGAGGUGCCAGGGUACACAAGGCUGCAGGACGGAAAAUGGGCUUACUCCUUCAAGUGUGUAGACACCCUCAGGGAUUAUAUGAAAAAGUUUCCUGACAUGUUUGACAUCAUCUCUAAAUCUGAUCGGAAACAGAACGAUUUUUACGAGAAUGAAGUGAUUCCAGAGAGCAGUGGCUACAAGCUUAAGAAUGUCCAGGAAUAUGUCAAGGGUCUGGAGUGUACGAAUGUGAAAACCCAGAAGGCAGGAGCUGACAUCAUGGCUGAGGGCGUUAUAAAAGCUCUACUAGAAGAGACGGACAAGACUGUGGAGGUGAAUAAGAAGAGACAAAAGAGAGUGAAAAUGCAGGUUAAGCCACAUCUACUGUACAGGCCGAUAGUAACUAGCGGCUCCCUGAUCCCUGACUCUAGCACCGAGUACCAGCUGUUUGACCGAGUUGUAAAUACGCGUCAGGGUUUUUCUGUGCCGUUUGGUCUCCGCGGCACGAUCGUGGGCAUCUACCCAGCAGAGGUGGAGGUCAACACGGUGUAUGGGGUCAUCUUUGAUGAGGACUUUGCUGGGGGAAUCAGUAUCAGGAACUCAACAAGUAGAGGCUACCGUAUGCCUCCCUCAGCACUGCUCAACCUGACUCACGGGGAGAGGAAAAAUGGGGCGCGGCCGUCCACAGUGGUAAAGAUGCCAGCUGAACAGAUGCAGGGACAGAUUCACCGACAGAACCAGGCCAGCAGUGAUUUGAGGUACACUGAUGCCUGGGGCGGGAAGUCUGGGGUCAACAGAGGCAAUCAGAGUCAAGGUCACCAGAGAAACCAGGGUUACCAUGACAACAGGGCAGGUAACAACAGCGGUCAACGUGGUCACCAGACCAGCAACACAGAAUAUGACCGUCAGAACCGGGGUGGUUACCACCAGCAACAGGGGCAGCAACAGGGGCAGCAGUAUGGACGACAGCUUGAAACCCAUGUUAGCAAGGCCCACCAGGGCGGUGUGUUUAACGGUGGUAACAUCGCCCCCAAGAUUGUUGCUCCCCGUCUCUCCAAGGUUUUGGCAAAGAAUGGGGGUCAUGGUGGAGGUGUACAAGGGGUCAGGCAGACUCAGGCAGCCAAUACACAGAGACAAAACCAGAACAACUCUGCAGCCAACACAGAGUUUGAGGGCAUGUGGAAACAGUCCUCUAUGCCACCAGAGGGCUCAGAAACAGAUAAACAAGGGACAUCACUCUCACAUGCUGCCGCUAUCCUCACCACAGUACCUUCCCCUGUCCCUCAAAACAUGGGAGGUCAAUCUCCUGAACCGGGGACAAAAAUAGACGUACAGUCCCUUUUCUCUCAGGCCAGCAGGAGUGAUAGGCCUGUCAGUGUUUGGGACUUACACCGUGUCACCCGUAAACAGAAACCACAGAAAAACAGGAAGGGUUCUGCAUCACUUGAGAGCUCUUCCAAAUUGGAGGAGGAAAAAAUAGCAAAGGAAGAUAAACCAAGUGUACUUGACUCUUCAAAUAAAGAUUCAAAAUUUUCUGUUUCAACAUCUGAAAAUGUAAGCCAAGAUUUAGCAGGUGGUUCAGCUCAUGGGACAGUUGACUCUUCAAAAGGAGGUCCGAAAAAUCUACCCAAAGAGAAGACAACUCCACCUAUAACAACAGGAAGCUCUUCAAAAAAGCCUAAAAGGAGAUUAGCUACUAACUUUGGCAAUAUGCAAUAAUUGUCGCACAAUUCAGGUAAUUACAUAUAUCAAGACUUAUCAUUUACUUAGUCCGAUCCAGAAGUGCUACUUUUGUCACAAGUAGAAAAUAUUUUAUGAAUACAAAUAAAAAGGAAUUCAGUUCUUGUAUAAAAAAAACUCAUAAUAUGGAGAGAAAAACACCGCCUGUUCACAUAUUCAUCUUUUAUGUUUACGCCUCUUCCAGUUUAACAUACACCCCACCCCAUGAAGGCGAAUAAAGUAAUUUUAUUGGGGAGGUUCAUGUUCGUUUUUUGCUUGCUUCUAACUAAAUAAACUUGUGACUGUCCAAUCUAAAAGUGCCUUCCUCAGGAUGGAAGUUUGCUUAAAAGUAAUAGCCCUAAUUCUAAUCACAUUGAUUUGUUCAUCAAUAAAGUUGUGUUUUUUAAUGCUUUUUGCACAAAUAUUUUGAUAGUUUAUGGGUUUUUUUUUAAAUCUAGAGGAAAAAUCAAGUUAUCCUCAUAACAUUUGUGUCUGUGCCAUUAUCAUGCAAUGUUUUUAACGUUUGUUUUGAACCAAAAAAGCAUGUUAAAAACAUGGCUGACUAUAAGCAUGCCUAAUAUGGCAAUAUUUUUCCAUUUGCCUUGUCCUUUAUAAAGAUGAUGUUUGAAGUUCAUGACGUCAUUCUUUAUUUUAAUGUUGCGCUCCGAUUGGAUAAGCGCGAUAUCAUUUAACCAAUGAUAUACGGCGCUACAAAUAUCAGAUAUUCUUUUAUACACAUGUAUAUUUUCAGUUUCAUUUCUUUUAGAACAAAUAUUCAAUUGUAGAAGAAACGGCUAAUCUUAAAUCAUAGCGAAUAAUAAUUAAAAGUGUAAAGGAGUGUUUAUGCUAUAUGAACGCAGAAGAGCAAGCGAGCAUAUUACCAAGAAGUGCAAGUGUGCUUUCUGAAAUUUGCUCCGGUGCCCUACUGCGUUCAUUCACCAUGAACGCAAGUAAAAAUGCGAUCAGUACUUAAAUGGCCAUGUUUAGCCAGUUGCAUGGCUAAGGCGAAAGUAAGUGUGUUUCUAGCCGUCUUAUUAUUGUUUUGUAGUGUUUCAUGUGUUUAUCUAGUAUUUGUAAAUCAGUUUAUUUGUUUAUUGAUAAGGAAUUCUUAGCAGUAUUGAUGAGAGUAAUAUAUGUUUGGGUGCAAUUAAUGAAUUUUCAUACUAAUUAAUAUCUUAUUUUUGCAUUGAGAAUUUCCAUUGUACAACGCAGUUAGGUUAAAUAAAAUGUUUUGACUGUGUACAAAGUUUCACUUUUAUAGGUUGUUUAAGACACAGCCAUUGAGUUGGCUAGCCUUUUUGAGUAAAUUUUAUGGAUAGUUUUAUGUCCAUUUGACUGUUUUAUAACCUUUAAGAAAUCAUUAAACUGUUGAUUUGA